AAUUUGACGAGCGAGCAGUUUAAAAUUUGGUCAAACGCACAGAACAACAGAGCCCGUCAACCGUCAUUUAAGUUUUUGUAAUUUUCAUCUCGAAGCCUAAAUUAGAAAAUGCACAAGAAGCAGUACAAAACCCCGAAACCGUCAAAAAUGCGUGCAACGCCGGCGACCGCAAGAGAAACAACAGACAGCGGAGAGAGCUCCACAAGUUGUUCUUCAGAAUCCUCAAGGAAUAACAAUGGCGAAUUGAGUAUUGUGGCGGAAUACGAUGCGAUGAUACGAACGUACAAGCAGUACAUUUCUUUCCUGGAUGUUACCGAAGAGUUUGAGGACUUCAUCGAACAGGCCAAAGGAAUUAACAUGCAAUGGUUAAAGACGAAAAACGAGGUGGAACGGUUGCGGAUGGAUAACUCUAAGAUAACCGAGGAUUACGAAGCUAAAUUGCAGGUGGCACGCAGAAUGCUCGAUCAGGAGAAGAGGCGUUCGCGACGCUUAGAAGACGAACGUGACGAAUUAGGUCGUAAGAUGGACACAGCCGCUCGACUUCUAUUUAAUAAACAAAAUCAUUUGCCUGACCCCUUACUCCGAGAGUUAAAUUUUUUGCAGCGUGAAGGGAGUAACGCCAAUGCCAUGCUAGAUGUUGGAGUACCACAACUGAGUGCCAUACAGGAAGUGAAUACAACAGGUUCGUUAAUCUCAGACUUCAGCUAUUCUCGAAGUGAAGACGACUUGGAUACAUCAGUCGCGUUUUGCAACAAAUUAAGUAGCACUAUGAAAUCACAGAGGCGAAGUGGCGAGUUUGUAACGGAGCCGCCGAUAAAGAAGCGUCGCUCCAGCAAUAGAGUUGUCGAGAUAAAUGCGGCAGACACAGUGAGGGCAACUACUACAUUAACUGUAAGCAGAGAUGGGCCGAUUACGGCAACUUCAAUAAUCGAAUCUGUGCCGCCAGAAGCAGCAAAGAAAGUCAAGGACUUUCGUCCGAGUGCGCCGCCCGCACACUUCGUUAAUAAUAAUAAUAGUAUCGCAUCCGGCAGCAAUAUAAACGUUAGGCAGCAUCAGUUCCAAAGCAAGAUCGUCAUGAUACCGGAAACAUGCGCUCUAUGCGAUAAGCGAAUCAAAUUCGGACGUAACGUCUACAAGUGCGUACAGUGCCGGACCCACUGCCAUCCCGAGUGCAGGGACCAACUUCCGUUGCCGUGCGUGCCAAACGUAAAUACGCCGCAAAAGGGGGCGCUAGUUACGAUUAGCGAUUACACGCCGACCUCGUCGCCGAUGGUGCCCGCAUUAAUAGUGCACUGCAUGAAGGAAGUUGAAAGUCGCGGCCACAACGAGCUUGGUAUAUACCGAAUUCCUGGUUCUGAGAGGGAAGUCAAAUCGUUAAAGGAAAAGUUCUUAAACGGCAAAGGGUUGCCCUGCCUUAGCCAAGUAGACAUACACGUAAUUUGCGGUACAAUCAAGGACUUCUUACGCAACCUUCAAGAGCCGCUGGUCACCUACUCGCGACGGUCCGAUUUCAUUAAAGCAGCCGAAAUGGCGAACAAGAACGAAGCGAUUCCAAUUCUAAAUCAGAUUGUUUCCGAACUGCCGCAACCGAAUCGCGAUACUUUAGCUUAUGUGCUAUUGCACCUUCAACGCGUGAGCAACAUGCCCGAGUGCAAAAUGCCAGCUGAUAAUUUGGCGAAAGUUUUCGGACCCACGCUCAUUGGCUAUUCGUCGUCCGAUUGUAAUUCCGAACAGCUUCUAACCGAAACCAGGCAGCAAUUUAUGGUGAUGGAUCAACUGAUCGGACUGUCGUCCGAUUUUUGGGAAUCUUUCCUCGAGUCAAACGGCGAAUUCAAAACGCCUAUGGGAAAAUUGCAGCAGACGCCUAGUACUGAUUCAUUACUUUACCCUCGAAACAAGGCAGGAAUUUUUAGUCCGUACUAUAUGAAAUUGGGUAAACGAAAGCAGAAAUUUUUUCCAUCACCCGAUAAAUAUUUGUAGGUAUUUUUUUAAUUAUAUGUAUAUUGUAUUAGGCAUACUUCACAUUUAAGAAUAUUGUACUUAACAUUUUAUAUAAUUUAGUUUUACAUUUUCUAUAGGUAUAUGCUAUGCUUUUCUAUUUUUGUAAAAAUGCAAUAAAAGAUUUCUAUGUC
Molecule: messenger RNA, 2132 nt
Organism: Photinus pyralis (common eastern firefly)
Lineage: Eukaryota; Metazoa; Arthropoda; Insecta; Coleoptera; Lampyridae
Product: rac GTPase-activating protein 1-like
Exons: 7
Coding region: 109-1980 (623 amino acids)
Biological process (GO): signal transduction
Source: RefSeq, a predicted model, not a curated record